Messenger RNA from Teleopsis dalmanni, 1689 nucleotides. Its product is annotated as mitochondrial ribosome-associated GTPase 2. The coding region runs from base 270 to 1427 and encodes 385 amino acids. Gene Ontology annotation, molecular function: GTP binding; GTPase activity; magnesium ion binding. NCBI's taxonomy places the organism in Eukaryota, Metazoa, Arthropoda, Insecta, Diptera, Diopsidae. Gene Ontology annotation, cellular component: mitochondrion. The record is from RefSeq and is a predicted model, not a curated record. The transcript is spliced from 2 exons.
AAUCACCGACUUUUUUUGAGUCCCUUAGAGGAGUCAGAGUAAUGCUUAACAAAGUCUAAACGAUUGUAGGAAAUAUUCGUUGUAUGCGUGAUGUUUAUGCAUUUAUAUCACAUCGUUUAAGUGCAAUGCAAUUAUUGUAAUUAUUUUCAAUUGAAUAUUUUUCAGAAGCAGCUGUUUUUUAUUAUUGUUAUUGAUACGUUUUAUAUGAAACACAUGCGCUAUUUAUCGAGAAACAAUCAUCCAUAAGAAGUUGUAAUAUUGCAGCGAAGAUGUUUGGUAAACGCGCAGUGAGUGCCUGUGCGAGUGCAAUUCGAUUAUUAAAUUUAAGACAAUCUACACAAAAAUUGAAAGUACUAAAUGUAAGUUAUACAGAUUGCGCGCCUUUACGUCCAAAGAAAGCUAAAUCAACUAGAAAAGAAACAACUUACUUUGCCGAUUCGAAAUAUGUGCGCGUAAUUGCUGGUAAAGGUGGUGAUGGUUGUAUUUCGUUCUUGCAAUUGUGGUGUAAUGAACGUGCUGGUCCCGAUGGUGGUGAUGGCGGUAAUGGCGGUCACAUCAUCUUUCAAGCUUCAAUUGAUGUACGUAAUCUAAAUCAUAUCAGUUCAAGUAUUCGUGCGUCCGAAGGUGAAUCAGGAAGAAGUAAAGAUUGUCAUGGCAAGAACGCACAGCAUACAAUUGUGAAGGUGCCAGUAGGUACUAUCAUACGUGAUGUCAAUGGUCAUGUGGUCGGUGAUUUAGAUCGAGCUGAUUUAAUGUUUGUAGCUGCACGCGGUGGCGCUGGUGGUAAAGGUAAUCACUUCUUCACAACCGAACAAGAACAUGCACCAAAAGUAUGUGAAUACGGUCCUCCUGGUGAAGAUGUUUCAUACAUUUUGGAAUUACGUAGUAUGGCUGAUGUAGGUUUUAUUGGAUUUCCUAAUGCUGGAAAAAGUACUUUAUUAAAUGCCAUAACUCGCGCCAAACCUAAAGUAGCACCUUACGCUUUUACAACUUUACGUCCACAUUUAGGAAUGGUGCAGUAUCAGGACCAUGUUCAACUAGCUAUCGCUGACUUGCCUGGUCUGAUACCAGGUUCUCAUCUGAACAAGGGUUUGGGUAUACAGUUCUUAAAGCAUGUUGAACGCUGUUCAGUAUUGUUGUUUUUAUUGGAUGCUUCCAGCGAAAAACCAUGGGAACACUAUCAACAGCUUGUGUAUGAACUAGAAAUGUUCAGCUUACAUUUAGGGGAUCGGCCACAAAUUGUAGUGGCUAAUAAAAUAGAUCAACCAAAAGCUUUAGAUAAUGUUGAAGAGUUAAGAAGACGAAUAGAAGCACCUGUUAUACCAAUAAGCGCUAAAUUGGGUACAAAUCUCACAACUUUACUAACAAUGAUGCGAAAAUUUUGUGAAAAACAAAAUAAAACAAAUACUAAACUCGAGAAAUUGUAAAAAUAUCAAUGAUGGUUCAUUGUUUGGUUUAUGCUUGUAAAGAUAAUAUUGUUAAGAUUGGAUUUAUGAUCCGGUGCAUUAAGAUUGGAUUUAUGAUCCGGUGCUUGUAGUUAUGAAACGGAAACAUUUGCUUAGUUAUUAAACAUAAUUAAGUAUUACCACUCCUAUAUCUUUAGAACAUAAUUUCAAGCAGUGACGAUUGCUCUAAGGUGCGGAGGUGUGCGGUGAACACCCUAACAUAAUGUCAAAGAACAUAGGUAUA